Molecule: messenger RNA, 843 nt
Organism: Paramecium tetraurelia
Lineage: Eukaryota; Ciliophora; Oligohymenophorea; Peniculida; Parameciidae
Exons: 5
Cellular component (GO): membrane
Molecular function (GO): serine-type endopeptidase activity
Source: RefSeq, a predicted model, not a curated record
AUGACAUUAAUUGAUAAUCUAAAAACUAUAUGGAAUAGUAUUUCCUUUGGGACUAAGUUUGUGUUAUUUAUAAGCAUAAUUUGCUACUUGAUAGACUACUACUAUGAGGAAUACUAUUAUACAUUAUUUGUGAAUAUACCAAAGAAAACUAUUUUGUAAUAUUAAUUUUGGAGGAUUCUCAUUCCUUAAUUUUUUCAUGGCAAUAUUUAGAACCUAGCUAUCAGCUUAUUGGGAUUUUUAUAUUUUGCUAUAUAAACAGAAAAAAAGUUUGGCUCAGUCUAAUUUUUUGUAGAUAUAUUUAUCAAAAAUCUAAUCAUCCAAAUCAUUUUUGUAGCAUUUUGCUUUGGAUUUUCUUAUCUAGAUGAGGAGAUGCUUAUUGCAAAUUCAUUUGGCUUUUGGAAUCUGUCAUUUAUUUAUUAGAUGAGAAGAGCACUAAAUGACGAUGAUGAAACAUAGAAAUUCUUAUGUUUUUCUUUGAACUUCCAAUAGAAGUAUCUACCUGCUCUUUUCUUUUUGAUUAUGAAUUUUAUUGUUUUUCCAAGAUUGGAUUUAGUAGGAGCUACAAUUUUUUCGUUUGUAGAAAAUUAAUUUUUCGAUGGAUUCUCUUUUAGAUUAUCAAGCGCAUUCUAAAAAAAAUGUGAAAACUCAUUUCCAUUUAAAUUUGUUUCAAGCAGACUUGAUUUUUUUAACAUAGAACAAGUUGACGAGUCGUUUGAUUCCAAAAAAGGCACUUCUUCAGUAGAAUUUGGAAUAAUAUCAACGGUUGAAACAAAGCCAAAAUAAGAAAAAUCAAAUUGAAUAAUAUCUAAGUGUUUGCUUUAUAAUAGAGUUUAAAUUUAUUCU